Messenger RNA from Theileria parva strain Muguga, 612 nucleotides. RefSeq lists its product as uncharacterized. The record is from RefSeq and is a predicted model, not a curated record. The coding region runs from base 58 to 612 and encodes 184 amino acids. NCBI's taxonomy places the organism in Eukaryota, Apicomplexa, Aconoidasida, Piroplasmida, Theileriidae. The transcript has 5 exons.
ACUCAAUUCCAUAACAUUUUUAAUUAUUUUAAUAUAUUUUACAAUUUAAUAUUUAGAAUGAUGAAAGUUACGAAAUUUCUUUCUUCGCAGAAGGUUUGCGAUGCCUUGGUUAUGUUUGGGCUACACGUUAAUCGGACUCCUUUCGUCUCACAUCCAGGAGUAAUGGCUGUGGCUCAAUUAUUGGAGAUGAAAUCGUUGGUAGAGCACAGAGCACAUUUUACACAAGAAGAUGUUAACAGAAUGUACCCAUUCGAUUCCGAACUCGCCAAAAAGGCGCAAGUGGCUGUGGAUCAUGACUUACCAAUUUCACACUAUAAUCUUGAUUAUCUAGAUAAACCAGGAUUUUUGGAGAGUUUAUUGGAGGAGCGAAAGUUGAAUGAGCAGAUAGCAACUGAGGUAUUAUCCUCACCAAAAGGCAAUUACACACCACCCGAAUCCCUCAAAUCAUAUAAACUGCCCACUGUCCCGGUGGAGUGGCGCGAACAUGAGUUGGCGUUUACAGAUUUAAUGAUUGACGUACAGCCUUCAAUACUACGAGAAAUGGAAACUCAAGCUAAAAUGAGAGAAUUCAUCAAAGAACAUCAAAAAACCUUCAAAACCAAACAAAACUAA